UAUAGUGGUCAAAAUCAAUAUGGCAACACUUCACAAUCUGUCGAAAAUACAACAGAAAAACUCGAAGAAAAAGCCAGAAAAUGGCAACAAAUGCAAUCGAAACGAUAUGGUGAAAAAAGAAAGUUUGGAUUCAUUGAACACGAAAAAGUUGAUAUGCCACCAGAACAUAUUAGAAAGAUUAUCAAAGAUCACGGUGAUAUGUCCAGUAAAAAAUAUCGUCAUGAUAAAAGAAUUUAUCUUGGCGCUUUGAAAUAUGUCCCUCACGCUGUAUUAAAACUAUUGGAAAAUAUGCCAAUGCCUUGGGAACAGGUUCGUGAAGUACCUGUUUUAUAUCAUAUUACUGGUGCAAUCACAUUCGUAAAUGAGAUUCCGUGGGUUAUCGAGCCUGUCUACAUAGCUCAAUGGGGUACUAUGUGGAUCAUGAUGCGUCGAGAAAAGCGUGAUAGACGACAUUUCAAGCGUAUGCGCUUUCCACCAUUUGAUGAUGAAGAACCGCCACUGGAUUAUGGUGAUAAUAUUCUAGAUGUCGAACCAUUAGAGGCAAUUCAGAUGGAAUUAGAAGAAGAUGAAGAUGCUGCUGUCUUUGAAUGGUUUUAUGAUCACAAACCAUUAGUGGACACAAAAUUUGUGAAUGGUUCAACAUACAGACGGUGGAAGUUGAAUUUACCAAUAAUGUCAACUUUAUACC
Racocetra persica is the source of this 688-nucleotide messenger RNA. The record is from the annotation of a GenBank genome assembly. Lineage: Eukaryota; Fungi; Glomeromycota; Glomeromycetes; Diversisporales; Gigasporaceae.